Striga hermonthica is the source of this 1302-nucleotide messenger RNA. Lineage: Eukaryota; Viridiplantae; Streptophyta; Magnoliopsida; Lamiales; Orobanchaceae. The record is from the annotation of a GenBank genome assembly.
AUGGACUCUGGCGGCGGCGCCUCCCUCCCCUCUUCCUGCCCCGACGCGCGGAAGCGGCGCGUUUCCUACUUCUACGAGCCAACUGUCGGCGAUUUUUACUACGGCCAGGGCCACCCGAUGAAGCCUCAUCGUAUCCGUAUGGCGCACAAUCUGGUCGUCAGCUACUCUCUCCACCGGCGCAUGGACAUAUGCCGCCCGUUCCCCGCCGAUCCCGAGGUCAUACGCCUCUUCCACUCGCCGGACUACGUCGACUUCCUCGCGUCCGUAACCCCCGAGACGCUCAACGACGAGCCGCACUCACGCCACCUAAAGCGGUUCAAUGUCGGCGCGGAUUGCCCUGUUUUCGACGGGCUAUUCGGCUUCUGCCAGGCCUCCGCCGGCGGAUCCAUCGGCGCCGCCGUCAAGCUCAACAGGCAGGACGCCGAUAUUGCCAUCAAUUGGGCCGGGGGUUUGCAUCACGCGAAGAAGGGGGAGGCCUCUGGGUUUUGCUAUGUUAACGACAUCGUGCUGGGGAUUCUCGAGCUGCUGAAGGUUCACAGGCGUGUACUCUACAUAGACAUUGAUGUUCACCAUGGGGAUGGUGUUGAGGAAGCCUUCUAUACCACAGACCGAGUGAUGACAGUCUCUUUUCAUAAAUUUGGCGAUUUUUUCCCUGGUACUGGACACAUCAAGGACAUUGGGGUUGCUGAGGGGAAAUACUAUUCGCUUAAUGUCCCGUUGAGUGAUGGGUUGAGUGAUAGCAAUUUCAGGGGCUUAUUUCAUCCCAUCAUCCAGAAAGUCAUGGAGGUUUACCAACCGGAGGCAGUUGUGCUCCAGUGUGGUGCGGACUCGUUGGCCGGUGAUCGGCUGGGUUGCUUUAAUCUGUCCGUGAAAGGCCAUGCGGAAUGCCUCAGAUUCAUGAGGUCGUUUAAUGUACCUCUUAUGGUUUUAGGUGGAGGAGGGUAUACGCUCAGGAAUGUUGCCCGGUGCUGGUGUUAUGAGACUGCUGUUGCAGUUGAUGUGGAGCCAGAUAACAAGUUGCCGUACACCGAGUAUUUCGAAUAUUUUGGCCCAGACUAUACUAUGCACAUUGAACCUAGUAAUAUGCCGAAUCUGAAUAAGAAGAAAGAUCUGGACAACAUCAGAAAUAUGCUGCUCGAUCAACUCUCUAAGCUGCAGCACGUCCCGAGUGUACAGUUCCAGGCGGCACCUCCAGUGACAGAAGUUCCGGAGGAGAUAGAUGAUAAUAUGGAAUGGAGGGCCAAACCACAGAUGUGGAAUGGUGAGAUGGACGAUGAGUCUGAAUCUGAGUGUAUAGAUUGA